Mesorhabditis spiculigera is the source of this 357-nucleotide messenger RNA. The record is from the annotation of a GenBank genome assembly. NCBI's taxonomy places the organism in Eukaryota, Metazoa, Nematoda, Chromadorea, Rhabditida, Rhabditidae.
AUGUUUGGGCCCCCGGAUCUUCAGGGUUUCUCUAGGUUCCAACAAAGCAUGCAACAGGCGUUGUCAAUGGCGCAACAGGCGAAUCAAUUUGAGCGACAACACGUGCUACGCCCUGGCGACGUUAUGGGUUCCGCUCCAACUCCUCCAAGCUAUUCAUACACGUCGGCGUUUUCGAACCCUGCUCACAGCUAUACCUAUACAUCAACUUCAUCCGGCCCAAAUACAGCCAGGAAUUCCGGCAAUCAGACGAUCGUCGUCGUGACAAAUAUCCCUGACGAGGAUGACGCGGACUUGUGGAAAUACAGGGUGGCGAUUAAUUACCUGCGCGAGAGAAAACGCUCGCUCCGAAUUUUCCUU